Molecule: messenger RNA, 6633 nt
Organism: Nilaparvata lugens (brown planthopper)
Lineage: Eukaryota; Metazoa; Arthropoda; Insecta; Hemiptera; Delphacidae
Product: death-associated protein kinase 1
Exons: 23
Coding region: 130-4311 (1393 amino acids)
Biological process (GO): intracellular signal transduction; protein phosphorylation; positive regulation of apoptotic process
Cellular component (GO): nucleus
Molecular function (GO): ATP binding; protein serine/threonine kinase activity; protein binding
Source: RefSeq, a predicted model, not a curated record
UUGAUUGGAGGACAUCUUUGUAGAAUUCUGUUGUUGCUACGUUCUGACAAGUGGUCUAUUUAUCUCUAACUUUAUAAAAUACCGACUUUUAAUUAACUAUGUUAUGAUAAAAUAAUCUUUUAAUAAAUCAUGGAGUUCAGUGAAGAACCUUUUGAUAAUCUAUUUGAAGUUUUUGAAGAAUUGGGAAAAGGGCAUUUUGCGACGGUGAAGCGAUGUGUACGUCGCAGCGAUGGAGCCGCUUUCGCCGCCAAAACGCUGAAGAAGCGGCGCGUGUGUCGCGGAGUGGCCGCCGAAGACAUACGUCGCGAGGCGCAUGCGCUCGCUAAGCUCAGUCAUGUCAACAUAAUCACACUACAUGCUGUAUACGACACUGGCCAGUCGGUUGUGCUCUUGCUCGAACUGGUGACAGGAGGAGAACUUUUCGAUUAUUUAGGAGAUGAAGGCCGUUUAGAGGAGAAAAGGUCUGUUCACAUAGUGCGUCAGAUAUUGGAGGCAGUACAACAUAUGCACAACAUACAUUUGGCACAUCUUGAUCUAAAGCCUGAGAACGUGCUGGUGGUAUCACGACUGGAAUGGCUGCCGCACAUCAAAGUGAUUGACUUUGGUCUGAGCCAAUGGCUGGAUGAGACAGGGGCGGAUGUGAAGACUGUGUUUGGCACCCCUGAGUUUGUGGCGCCCGAGGUCGUCAAUUAUGACAGCUUAUCGCUAGCUACUGACAUGUGGUCCAUCGGUGUUAUCACUUAUAUUUUGUUAAGUGGAGCAUCGCCUUUCUUGGGUGAAACAAAACAGGAGACUUAUUCAAAUGUGGUGAACGGCACGUUUUCAUUUGACAGGGAGUAUUUUGAUUCAAUCAGCGAAGAUGCCAAAGAUUUCAUUUGUCGACUGCUCGUUAAGGAUCCAAGAGGACGGGACUCUGUUGAAGGUAGCUUGAAGCAUGCGUGGAUCACAAAAAAUACAUCUGAUAUACCUACAAAUACACUAAACUCAGAAGACUUUGGAAUUGGCAGUUCUUCUCCUCUCCCUCCUUUAACCAUUCCUCCUCCUUCACCUAUCCCUCCUCCUACAUCAUCUUCUCCAAAAUCUAGUUCUCCUCUUCUCACAUCGACUCCUCCUGCUCCUCAUCCUCAAUCUUCUUCUUCUCCUCCUCCUCAAUCUCAUUCUCCUCCUGCAAUAACUUUUCCUCUUCCUAAAUCCUUUCCUCCUCCUUCUUCUUUUGCACCACCUUCUCCUCCUCCUCCCCACACAUAUUCGCCUUCUCCUCCUCUUUCCAUCACUCCGUCUACGCCACCACCAAUGAAGCAGUCUUCACUUUUGGAAGCGGUUGCAGCCGCAGACCUCUCAACUGUCGAAACACUUCUGGCCGCAACCGCAGACGACUGCGACCAACCGCAUCGGCUUGCUGCAGCUCUGGCACUGGCGAGCGAAGCGGGCCUGACCGAUAUAGUGCGCCUGCUCAUCAGUGCCGGCGCCUGUUUGGGUGGUUCGGACGACACGCAGAUGGAAGGCGAAACGCCACUCAUGUGUGCGUCGAGGGCUGGAUAUGCUGAAGUGGUCAAGAUACUGAUAGAGGCCGGAGCCUGCUUGUCUACUCAGAAUAAGGACGGAGACACAGCCCUCCAUCUAGCCUCAGCCUAUGGUUGGGUGGAUUGCGCAUGCGCUCUAGUCGAACAGGGCUCGGCCUCUCCUGAUUGGCUGAACGGAGCCACACUAGCCACGCCCCUUCACCUGGCUCUGGCCAAUAGGCACUCGGAUGUUGCCUGCUACCUCCUCAAUAGGGCUGCGGCUGACUACGAACUAGAGGAUGGCAUGGGGGAAAGAGCUCUACACCUUGCCUGCAGAGAGGGUCUUCAAGAGGUGGUGGAGAUACUCUGUCUCUCUCUGAUGUGUUCGACCGACAUUCCUAAUCGGCAAGGACUAUAUCCACUGCAUAUAGCAGCCAGACAUGGUCAUACUGAUAUUGUCAGGAUAUUGUGUUUGGCCGGCUGUAAUACAGAACAGAAGAAUGCUGAUGGAAUCAAAGCUGAGAUAACCGCCAUCAAGCAUGGCCACAAUGACAUUAGUCAACUCUUAACCAAGGUUAAAAAUGCUAGUACAAGGGAUGCCUAUAUCAAGCAAUUAACAGGAGGCCGUCAGAAGGAGCCCUUACCUAGGAUCAAUAUCCAGCUGUUUGGUCAUUCCAGAGUAGGAAAAUCGACUCUGGUUGAUUCACUCAAAGCCGGCUAUUUCACCAGUUUCUUCAGGAGACACCCCACCGUUCUAUCUAGAUCCACUCCAAAUUCGCCCAACAAGAUGCACAUGGAAAUGUACUACACGUCAGGUCAGAGUUCGCCCAACAUUGAGACAUUCAACUAUCACUACACCAGGGGAGUCGACGUACAACAGGUAAGCCUAGGUGGCACAGUGGGAGACGUGACUCUAUGGGACUUCUCAGGACAGGACACCUAUCUGGGCGUAUACCACCAUUUGGUGGCUCCUCCUCCUGCUCUGCUGCUAUUGGUUGUCAGCCUGCUGCAGCCGACGCCUACUCAGCUCAGCCACGCCCACUUCUGGCUCACUUUCCUGCAGGCUAGGAUACCGCCACACGAGCCUUUCGGGCCUUGUGGUAAAACGGCCAACACAGCAUAUGUGAUAGUGGUCUGCACGCAUGCUGAUUUGGCGGGAACCUCACGGAAUGCUCAUGGAGAGUAUCACAGUCUGCAGGCAGAUAACCUAGUGAAGUAUCUUUCUGAGAAGUUUCGACCAACUUUUGACAUACAUCCUCAUCCUGUGGUACUAGAUGCUUGCGCGGCUAAUUCUCCCGGCAUAAAACAACUAAAAUCCUCUAUUGGUUCUAUACGAGCAAAACUUACACAGGUGACCCCACCAAUGACGGGCCUAUGUGAAGCCACCCUGACUUGGAUGACGUCACUGCGCCGGUCCAGUGCCAACUUUCCCGUUGUCAGUUAUGCUGCGUUUGCAGAUAUGGUGCGCUCGCAAGUCAAUCCAUUGGCACACUCUGGCCAUAUUGGCCAGCUCAUCAAUCAACUCAUGCAUAUGGGAGAGAUAGUAUUUGUGCGUUCGAGCCUGCACCCGCAUCUGGUGGUGCUGCAGCCGUCCUGGUUGUGUGGUGAGGUGUUGGGUCAGCUGUUGUCCAUCGACUUUGUGGCGCAAGCGCGUAUCACCGGUUGUUACUCCACACACGACUUCCAGGCUGCAUUCCCACCGUUGCACUGCGAUGCAUUGGCUAUGCUGCAAUUGCUGGAAACGCUGCAUCUAUGCGUGCAGUGUGAAGUGGACGGCGAAAUAGAGUUCGAGUUUCCGUGUUACAAUCUGGUCGAAACGGAUUAUGACAUGCUGUGGCAAGAAGGGGUGCUCGGAGAGGGUGCUUGCUACGGAGGGGUGCGUCUCUACCACGGCUAUCGGCACUCGGGGACCAUGGAUUUGUUGCAAUCCAUCUUCACUUGCGUUCAGGUGGAACUUCGCAGCUGUGAUGCGGAGAGUGAUCUGUUCCAAUGGUUCAGAGGGAGCAAACUGGUGUCAGGUCUGUUGGAAGCCAUGGUGACGCUGGAGCAAGACAGCGGUGUCGACUGCAUUGAGGUGAAAGUGAGAGGGCCUGCCAACUCGCAGCCUCUCUGUUUCUUUCUCUUGGAAGAGUUGCUCACUGUCAUCGAUCAGGUGCUUCUAGAAAUGUCGCCGGGCCUGUGCAUGGAGAAGCACGUGUUGAGCUGUGUGGACUUGCGCACUCAUUCAAUGCCCUACUAUGUGUACCCCCCCACCGCCCUGAUGCGCGCCCUCCUGUCGCCGCAGGGCAUCAACAGUCAACUGAACAACGCUCUGCUCCCCAACACAACUGAGACAUUGAGGCAGCUCAUCGCCUUUGACGACCCUGAGGUUGAACGUGUUCUGCAGCUAGCCGACAAACUGCCUGUCUCAGUGCUCAGCUCGGUGUCUCGUCAAUCCCUGGCCGCCAUCUUGGAUCCGCCGAAUCCGAUGGGCGCAGACUGGUGUCUGCUGGCUCUGAAUUCGCGGCUGGGCUCCCAUCUGCCGCAACUAGAGGCGCAGGCCACCACACUCAGUCCCACUGCUGCUCUCUUGGAUGUUAUGGGUGCUCAGGGAUGUAGUAUUGGCUAUCUGAUCAAUAAACUGGAGGAAUUAGGUAGAGAAGAUGCAGCCAAUGUUCUACUAAGUUCGGCACCUUUAUACAGGGUCAGUCAGGAUGCACUGUACAUCGAAGGAGAAGGGAGAGGUGAAGCAGUAGGUGGAGGAGAAGGACGAAGAAGAGGAUCAGACACAUCGCCUUGUGCCAGCGAAUCACGAAACGUCUCCAGAUGAUUGACGUGUGUCGACUGGUCAAAUAUCGAUACUUGGGGAACUAUUGAUAUUGAUAAUAUAUCGAUAGUAUAAAUAUAAUAUUAUUGGUGAGAUCGAUGUUUGAAAAAAAUCGAAGUUUCAUAUAUUGUGUGAAGGUUAUUCUUAUUGAUGGACAAGAGAAAAUGUACUGCUGUUGAUUUUUCAAGUAUCGACUAAACAGGUAUCAUCUAUACUGGGUGAAGUAGCCUACGGGGAGAUCGAUAAUUGGUGUAUUAUCGAUAUUGAAAUAUAAAAGUUAGUGUCGGUUGUACAAAAUCUGAUUAAAUUUUUAUCGUGAUUAAUAACACACGAGAACCAAUCAGAGAAGCCGUAUUUUCAAAAGUGUCUUCUCAGAUUGGUUCUCGUGUAAUUAAUCACUAUUAAAAUUUAAUCAUCUUUUGUGCAACGGGCACAUAGAGAAUUAACGAGAGCAGGAUAUUGAUUGGUGAGAUAUCGAUGUUUCCUAAAAUAUCGAAGUUUUAUGUGUCUUGUGUGGAGGUAAUUUGCUUGAUGUCGCAUCUACAUACAUGUUGGCCCAGUCGCUGGCCCAGCCUGCAAUGUCACCAGUGGACAAUGAAGGCCAGCGCUGGCAAACCACCCAUCCACGCACUGGCGCUGGUCGACAUUGGGCUAACAUGCAGAUGCGGCAUAAGACAACUUCGGUUGUGUCCGUUUUAACCAGUGUCGAGUGCAUUGGAAAACAUGAUUUCUAUGGAAAUAGCUACUAUUGAUAUACUUGCAGUGCAUGCGUGUAAUGCGUAACCAUGUUCAAAUGUGUUGACCGAGCUUGUUGAAACCGGGCAUCUAUGUUACAAGUAUCAACUGGCCAGUUAUUGAUAGAUGUUGUAUAGAAUUUUAGUCAUUGUUCAAGAGAUCCAUCUUUGGUAGAAUUUUUAUAUUUCAAACAUCAAUGUUUAGGAUAUUGUCAUAGAGAAAAGAUAGCAUAAGAAGAUAUCUCGUGGUAUAGGUCGUUUAUGCUCCAAAUUUCAAGCCGAUUUUUGUUAACUCAAGCCGACUACUGUCUAUUAUUACCUUUUUGCCGGGUGGGAGUGUAAGAACGGCAAAGUAUGAAAAACUACCAGCGUCACAUAGUUUCACCAAAAAGAACUACUUGGAUUAUCGGCUUGAGUUAGCAUUGAAAAUUGGAACAUAAAAGCCCUCCCUAUAUCAUGGGAUAUCUACUGGUGCCAUAUUGUAUCUUUGAUAUUGUAUAGAAGUGAUCAAUUGGAAAUCUGUAUUUUAAAUACUGACUUGCAAGGUAUCAAUAUUUGUAAGUACAUAGAUUCUGAAAAAUAGCAUAAAUGUGUAUUAUAUUGAUGUCAUACUAAUCUACGUUCAAGACACUAUUACUGUUGGUGACAGAUUUUAUCUGUAGUAACUACAGUAGGUAUUUGUAACUUUUCUCAAAUAUUGAUGUUCAUAAUAUUGAUAUCAAUGUUUUCUAAGGUUUGGCGUUGAUGAAAUUGUAUGUUUGUAAUCACGUUUUUAAUAUAUUGAUAAUAAUUUCAAGAGACUGCUUUAAACUAUGAUGAGAUUCACUUUUAACUGUCAGCAUAUAUUCAAUUGGAUGCAUUGAUGCUAUUUAUGAGGAAUUCUGACAGUUUGGAGAGAAUGAGCAUGGUUCAGAUGAGGUCGUUCCCCAUAAGACUAGCUUCACACACAUUCGGUUUCAUUCUGUUCGGUUCGGUUCGUUGCCGAAAACGAAUGAGGCUUUCAUACAUUAUCAGGUUUCAAUUCGUACGGUUCUAAUUAGGUAUUUUCUUCUCAAACACAGCUGUGUUUGGAUUUUUAUAAUUCAUGCUGGUAAUAAAAUAUAAAAAAGCUGGUGUUGAAAUAAUAGUAAGAUGUGAUUUCUUUAACAACAAAAUUUUCAAUUUAAUUAUAAAUUAUGAACUAUUUGAAUAGUUUAUUUUUGAUUAUAUUAAUUUUGGACGUCCAGAGUGAUAAUUUUUUGAAUUAAAAAUUUGUUUCAAUUUUGACACAUGGUACUUAACGAUAAUCUCUUCUCUCCAUUAAUAAAAUCAUGUAAUUUUCAUGGAAAAAAAUUAAAAUUCCCCCAGAGUUUUAAUUUAUCUUCAUAAUUUUUUUAGAAAACUAUUUAUUGAGAAAAAAUGCUCCAGUGAACUAACUAAGAAAUGAAUUGGCCAUAUGAUUUUGACAUGGAAGAUUUUUGAACAGAUAAUCACGAUAUCAGGUUAAAAUAAAAACAAAAAAAGCGAGCGUGUGUAAAAGACUUAUAUUUAAGUCUUUCUAGACCUUUUUUUGUACAAUAGACUUUUAUUUCCGGUUUCCUAGCAACGAAUA